AUGGUUCAAAAUGGAGGCACAUGUCUCUACAAAGAGGCGCGAUUGAACAUUGAACCCGCCUUUCCUGGCUCGACCAUCGUAUUUUCCAUUCCAACGUACGCUCCAUUCGGCACACGAGGCACCGUGAAGCGCAGCCUGAUUACAGAGCAUUAUGCGGAAAAGGACGAGGAGGCGUUCACGAGACGCCAUUUGGCCGCAGAUGGGUCGAUGUACUUCCGGCAACACCAUGCAUACCCACGAAGCUUCCUCUGGCGGGUGCUGGACAACCGAAAGAUGUUGGAGAUACAGUCGACUGACCUGGAUCACGACUUUACCGACAGGUUUGAAGCAAACUUGACACUCCUCUUCCAGUUCCCCGCCCCGAUUCGACCCUUUUGCGUGGCUUUCGCUGAGCCCACCGACCGAGAUGCAUUGACCGUCUUUGCAAUCACUACGUCCAACGAGCUCUACACAGUUACAUUGCACCGCGACUUCUUCGCCAACCCCGCAGCCUCAGAGCAGGACCCUGAAACCUGGUGCAAGAGGUUUGAGCCCGCGCUCUUUAGCGGGCGCAUACCCUACCGAUUAGUCGCCCAAAGCGCAGACGAGCUACUGGUAACACUCGACGAUGGAGCCGUUUGUCGCUUGAUUUGGGACAAGGUCAACAACACAUGGGAUGGAUCACGGUACCAACAAAGCAAUUGGUCAUUCGGUGGUCUUCUAUCAUGGAAAGCGCAGCCCACAGUCCGGUUCGAGAACGCGGAUCUUGCCAUAUCAGCCGCCGCUGCGGUCGCCAUAUCACCGGACAAGCAACACAUCCUCUCAGUAUGUCUGGACCACUCGAUAAGGGCGUGGAAUAUCGCGUCAGGCAAGCCAGGCGCCCACAUCGACCUUUUGGGUACCGGUGAUCUCGCUCUGGAGAAGUCUCAAGCUUCGUAUUCCAUUGGACCGUCACAAUCAAUGCUCAUGGCUGUUGUCGACGUCCACGGUGGGAUAGGAGGCGCGGAAUAUCACGUCGUUACAUACUCUCCGAAGCAACAUCAAUUCAAGUUUUGGGGUGUGAGAGAUGCGGACGACCAGGAGCAUGGAUUCUACGACGCUGCACAGGACUCAGAACUUAUUCCGCCGAUUGAUGAACUCAUGAACACGACGGUAUGGACCCUAGAGGAAUUCCACAUCGUUCCAGGACCCGGGUGGAGGGGCUCGGAGAUCUGGAUACGCGCCAGGUCAGGACCGAGUAGUAAAGUCUACUCCCUCAAAUUCGACCUUACCGAUUUCGCCGACCAACGAACGCAGACUUGGAAGAGCGAUUGGGUGUCUGUCGACUCAGGCCCGUUGACCGUCGAGGCACUGAAGGUCAAUCCUGCGAACCCUAGCGAGCGAGAGUUGGAACCUGAUCAGGAUGUCUCCGAUCAGUGGAUCGACUUCCUAUUCUACCCCGGACGGUUCACGAUUGCAACACUGGAGACGUCGCUGCUCAUCUACAAGAGAGGUUCAGAGCGGGUACGGUUAAGCCGAUCGUCGAAUCGAGGUAGCUUGAAGGAGCGUCUGAGCGCCACUAUCGUCACCCUCGCUGUCGAACACAGUCCGCAAACAGAAGAUCUCGGCAAAGCCAUAACAGCAGAAUGGCAGGCAUACUGGAGCUUGGUGAAAGAUUUACACAAGCGGAGAGGGGAAUCGCUGUCACUCGUUUACGACCGGGCUACUGACAGGCCCUGGCUAGUGUUGAGCGACCACAUUUCUGCGAUAAGAAACUGCAGUGAGUCGGAAGUAACCACACUGAAUGCGGCUGCCAUCUCAAGUUCGCGUAUGCUGAGCAAACCUCUACGUCAAACCCUCGAUACCUCAGAAUCUCGCGACGUGGCACGUCUACUGAAUGCCGCAGCUUCCUUCCGCCAACGGCUACCAUCCUUCGUCCAACAGCAAAUUCAACGUCACAUGGAGAUGGACCUACUCCAAAGCCGGAACAUGACAAUUUUAGAUCGCAUGGAAUGGAUCGAGGCCAACAGCGAGCUUUCACAACAUGUGACUGACGAGGACGUCACGGUUCUUGUUGAAGAGCUCGGUAUGGAAGUGAAGGAUCUCGGCACCGAAACGUUCCUCCGAGCCAUUAGGAAGUUGGACUAUGAACACGACGGCAGGCCUCAGUCGAGAAAGCAAAUCGCAAGGUACGGACUGAGUGCGCUAUCUUCCGUGUCCAAGGAGACCCUUGAGAAUGACCACAACGCUUUGUUGGAUCUGCUUGUCCUAUUGCUGUUCAUGUUUGUCGAGCUAGAGGGAGAGACGCAUAAUGAGUGGGAUGCGUCUGAAGUCUUUGCAGAACUCUUGCUUCGAUACAAGGACUGCAUGGUGGUGUCUUGGUUAGCUCGCACAGUGUGGGCUCAUCAAAGUAUGACGGGCGAAGCAUCAGAACAUUUGAACCGCAUGUUAAGCGAGACGUUCAAGACUGGCAAGAAGCUUCCAUUUACACAAACAGUACUUGAGGGUGUUUACGGUUUCCGUGCCUUUGAGGUAUUGCUGCCAAAAGACAUGAAGGCAGGUCUACUCACCCACUGGAGUCGCGGUUGGCUAUCGUUCAUUUUUAAGGAACAUGACUUUGAAAACGUCGUAGAGGACAUAAUGGGAUAUCUCUUAGCACAGCAAGAGUACAACCUCGCUAUGGACUUUUCCAAAUUCCUGCCAGAAGGUCAUUGGGCCUCCUAUCUCAAAGGGCGCAUGUACCUUGCACUGGGCGACAAUGCGCUGGCAUCUGUGUGCUUCCAGAAGCCUGCAUACACCAUGGCUCUUGGUCCAAUGUUCGACGUUGCGGAAGAAGACACGGCAGGCCUUGUAUCAGAAGUCGAGCGGAACUCGUUCUCUGAAGGCCUAGCACACUACUACAGUCACGUCAUCGGUUUAUUCGAAAAAGCCAGGGCAUACUCCUAUGUUGCCGACUUUGCCAAACUCGGCCUACGAUCUCUGAUGGGCCAGGAAGGUGAGGAACUGAAAACCGACCUCCUCCAACGACUCUUCACCGCUUCGAUACAAACAUCCAGAUUCCACGAUGCGUACUCCGCGUUGAUCAGGCAUAGCGAUGCAGCCUUGAAACUUUCCGAUCUCCAGACCCUCAUCGCAACCAUGGUCACCCAAUCGCAAACUACUGCCCUCCUUAAAUUCCCCUUCGUCGGUUUAACAGACUCGGUCGACAACAUCCUCACCUGUCUCUGCCAAAAGACUCUCAACCUUGCGUCCGGACCCCCGUACCAUCAAAUUCUCUACUCCUUCCGCAUCUCUCGCAACAACUUCCGCGGCGCAGCAUCGAUCCUUCACGAACGCUUACAGCGCCUUAAAUCCACCUCGUCCAAGAUCCACGAUCCCGCAGAUGAAUCUCUAACGCAGUGCUACCUCAUGAUCAUCAACACGCUAUCAGCGGUCAGCAAAGAAGACGCCUACAUCCUGGCUGAGCAGCGUAUAGAAGGCGGUGGAAUUGGCGGACCACCACAGUGGGGUAUCGGCCAGGGGAAGAAAUUGCUUAAGAGGCAGAUCAUCACACUAGAUACACUGAGGAAGGAGUAUCAGACGGAGCUUGACCGGAUUGCGGCAAUUGAGAGUGGACAGUUUCCUUUUGUGGAUCCUGCGGAUGAUAUGGAUAUUUUGUAG
This is a messenger RNA of Alternaria atra, 3618 nucleotides long. RefSeq lists its product as uncharacterized. The record is from RefSeq and is a predicted model, not a curated record. Gene Ontology annotation, molecular function: structural constituent of nuclear pore; protein binding. The transcript is spliced from 3 exons. The coding region runs from base 1 to 3618 and encodes 1205 amino acids. NCBI's taxonomy places the organism in Eukaryota, Fungi, Ascomycota, Dothideomycetes, Pleosporales, Pleosporaceae. Gene Ontology annotation, cellular component: nuclear pore.